Molecule: messenger RNA, 2177 nt
Organism: Morus notabilis
Lineage: Eukaryota; Viridiplantae; Streptophyta; Magnoliopsida; Rosales; Moraceae
Product: exocyst complex component EXO70H1-like
Exons: 1
Coding region: 138-2177 (679 amino acids)
Biological process (GO): exocytosis
Cellular component (GO): exocyst
Molecular function (GO): phosphatidylinositol-4,5-bisphosphate binding
Source: RefSeq, a predicted model, not a curated record
CUCAUUUACUCAUAUUUCAUUCCCAAAAUCUCUCACACCCUCACCUCAGCUAGCUCUUUAUCAUUUUUAUUCUUUUCAGUUUCAUCCUUUACUCUUAUCACAAAAUUCUGCAAAAUACACACAAGCAAAACAUAAUAAUGCCGAGAAAGGGAAUGAAAACGCUUUGCUUCCACGCCAAAACGCCGUCGCUUUUGGCCGGCCCGUCCUCCUCGCCGCAGCGGAGCAACGCCACUCCCGCCUCCACGCCGCCGCGGCGGAGCGUCACGGAGUCGAUGGUCGAGCAGAUAAUCGAGUCGGCGGCGGUUUUAGUGAUGAAGUGGGACCCGGAGUCCUCCACCUACGCCAAGGUCACCUCCCUCUUCUACGAGAGCAAGGCCGAGGCUCGCCAAUUCAUCAUGUGCGUCGGCGACCUCCAAAAAGCCAUGCAUUUCAUGGUCUCCGACGAGUUCUACGCCUCCUCCCAAAAGCUCGUUUUGGCGCAGAGCCUUAUGCAGAUCGCCAUGAAGAGGCUUCAGAAGGAGUUUUACCAGAUUUUGUCCAUGAAUCGCGCCUAUUUAGACCCCGAAUCGGUCUCGACUCGCUCGUCCCGGGCCUCCGCGAGGUCGAGCGUUUCGGAGUUCGAAGACGACGGCGGGACGACGACGGACGACGAUAUCCGAGUAGCCGGAGAUUCGAUCUCUGAAGUGGAACAGGUCUCCUCCACCGCCAUGGAAGACCUGAGAGUCAUUGCUGAGUGUAUGAUCUCGGCAGGCUAUGCAAUAGAAUGCAUAAACAUUUACAAGAUCAUCAGAAAAUCAAUAAUUGAUGAGGGGAUUUACAGAAUGGGAGUGGAGAAACUAAGUCAUUCUCAGAUCAACAAGUACAAUUCGGAAGUGCUCGAGUUUCGGGUCAACAACUGGUUGCAGGCGGUGAAGAAAGCGAAGAGGACCCUCUUCAAUGGCGAGCGGAUUCUCUGCGAUCAUGUCUUCUCGUCGUCGGACCCGAUCAGAGAAUCUUGCUUUUCUGAUAUCUCUCGAGAAGGUGCUCUCCUCCUCUUCGGAUUCCCGGAGCUCAUCGCGAAGAGCAAGCGGUCGCCGGAGAAGAUUUUCCCGAUUCUCGGCAUGUACACCGCGAUUUUCGAGAACUGGCCGGAGAUCGAAUCGAUCUUCGGUUUCGAAUCCACCGCCGCCGUUCGCUCCGCCGCCUUCAAUUCCCUCGUCCGGAUGGCCGAGUUCGUCAGAGAAGCUCUCUCCGACUUCGAAUCGGCCAUCCAGAAAGACAAUCUUCAUCAUCUUCUUCGCCAUCAAGACCGUCAAGAUCUUAAGAAAUCCCCGCCAGGCGGUGGACUCCACCGCCUGACGGUCCAUGUCAUGAAUCACCUCUCUCUCCUCGCCGACUACAGCGAAAUCCUCGUCGACAUCUUCCGCGAUUGGCCUCCUCCGGCGAAAUACACCUCUUCUCUCCCUGAGACAUUACUCUUCGACAACUCCAGCUCCGCCGACUCCUCCGACGAGUCUCAUCCACCGCCGUCGCCGUUGCGGUCUCCGGCGUCGUCGGCGACGACGGUGGCGGCCAUAUCCCUCCGAUUGGGCUUGCUUAUCCUCGUCCUCCUCUGCAAACUCGACGGGAAAUCCAAACACUACGACGACGUUUCGGUCUCCUACCUUUUCCUCGCCAACAACCUCAACCACGUCGUCUCAAAAGUCCGAACCUCCAAUCUCCAUUACCUUCUCGGCGACGAAUGGGUCGCAAAGCACGAGGCGAAAGUGCGGCAGUUCACGGCGAGCUACGAGCGGCUGGCGUGGGGGAAAGUGUACGCCUCGCUGCCGGAGAAUCCGACAACGGCGGCGAUGUCGGCCGAGCAGGCGAAGAUUGUGUUCAAGAACUUCAAUUCGAGCUUCGAAGAAGCGUGCAAGAAGCAGAGGUCGAGCGUGGUGCCCGACGUCAAGCUUCGAGACGAGAUUAAGACGAGGGUUUUCAGAAAACUCGUGACGGUGUAUAGGGAAUUCUAUGACACACACAGGAUCACUUUGGAGAAUGAGAGGCAGGUCAGGUUGUUUGUCAAGUUCACCCCCGAAGAUGUGGGGAAUUACUUGUCGGACAUGUUUUUCGGGACGUCGGAGUCGGAGAGUUGUUCUUCUUCUUGUUCUUCUUCGCCGUCGUCUUCUUCUCACCGCCGCCAAUGGCGGGUUCUUUAA